This is a messenger RNA of Eufriesea mexicana, 957 nucleotides long. RefSeq names its product mitochondrial import receptor subunit TOM40 homolog 1. Gene Ontology annotation, biological process: protein import into mitochondrial matrix. The transcript has a single exon. Bases 1 to 957 code for a protein of 318 amino acids. Gene Ontology annotation, molecular function: transmembrane protein transporter activity. Gene Ontology annotation, cellular component: mitochondrial outer membrane. The record is from RefSeq and is a predicted model, not a curated record. NCBI's taxonomy places the organism in Eukaryota, Metazoa, Arthropoda, Insecta, Hymenoptera, Apidae.
AUGGGCACAGUAUACUCAUCGACAAAAGAAAACAAAUAUCCAAAUGUAGAUUGUAUACCGUGUAUAAAACCACAAGAUAAAGCACCGGGAAAUCCAGGAAGUUUUGAAGAGAUACACAAAAAUGUUAAAAAUCUUUAUCCGCAAAAUUUUGAUGGUGCACGGCUUGUCAUUAACAAAGUUCUUAGUAAACAUUUUAGCGUAACACAUACGAUUACUCUCAGUUCAGUUACACCAUCUGGAUAUAAAUUUGGUACAAUGUAUGUUGGUAAAAAAGUAGUCAAUUUAAAUGAAAGAUAUCCCGUAGCCGUGGGAGAGAUCACACCACGUGGAAACUUGACAGCCUCUUUUGUGCAUACGUUCGGAUGUAGAUUUAGGUACAAAUUAUCGGCACAAAUUGCCAAUGGAAAAUGUAAAGCAUCAAGUUCCAGCAUCGAAUAUCGGUCAAAUGAUUUUACCGUUGCAAUGACUCUAGCAAAUUUAAAAAGUUGGAAGAAUCAAGGAACAGUAGUUGUACAUUUUUUACAAUCGAUCACAUCGAGGAUCGCGUUAGGAGCCGAAAUUGCAUGUCUUCGUGGCCCGAGAGUUCCAGGCAAUCAACAGACGAUAAUGUGUCUAGCAUUUAGGCACAGUACAGGACUCACAACAUUAUCUGGAACAAUAGGUGAAGCGGGUCUUCAUCUUUGUUAUUAUCGUAAAGCUAGCUCGCAAUUAGAACUCGGUGUUGAAUUAGAAACAAAUACAAGAACUCAUCAAUCAAUUGCUACUAUAGUUUAUCAAGUAAACGAACCGUCCGCGGAUCUUAUUUUUCGAGGUAUUGUGAAUUCUGAGACUACAGUCGGUGGCGUAUUCGAAAAAAGGCUAUACCCAAUCCCAGAAUCCUCGCUGAUUAUUAGCGUACUUUUAAACCAUAAAGAACAACAUUUUCGCGUGGGCGUUUGCCUUAAUAUCGGACAAUGA